Hyla sarda is the source of this 945-nucleotide messenger RNA. It is a transcript of the gene SPEF1, whose product is annotated as sperm flagellar 1. Gene Ontology annotation, cellular component: axoneme. The record is from RefSeq and is a predicted model, not a curated record. Bases 203 to 877 code for a protein of 224 amino acids. Gene Ontology annotation, molecular function: microtubule binding. NCBI's taxonomy places the organism in Eukaryota, Metazoa, Chordata, Amphibia, Anura, Hylidae. The transcript is spliced from 7 exons. Gene Ontology annotation, biological process: regulation of cytoskeleton organization.
ACAUUCUUCAUUGAGUGCGGACAGAAGACACAUAACAGGGCGCUCACAGUGAUACCAGACCCCCCCCCCUCCCUGUCAUUCUUAGUCACGGACAAUAAAGCUUGUUGAAUAACAAAGAGAGCUCCCUGCAUUGCUGGGGCAGCCGUUGCCGUGGCUACAGGUACACAAUGUGAGGCUGACAGGUGGAGUGUACACAGUAGUGAUGGCGUCUGCAGGGGACAUGGACGAGCAGAACCUGCAGGAUCUCUACACCUGGGUGGACCGGAUCCCCCUGUCCAGACCCAAGAGGAACAUCUGCCGGGACUUCAGCGAUGGAGUGCUGACCGCAGAAGUAGUCAGAUUUUAUUUCCCCAAACUGGUGGAGAUGCACAACUAUGUCCCGGCCAAUUCUACCCAACAGAAGCUCAGUAACUGGACCAUCCUGAACCGGAAAGUCCUGAGUAAGCUGAACUUCUCUGUUCCGGAUGACGUGAUCCGUAAGAUCGCUCAGUGCUCGCCGGGUGUGGUGGAGCUGGUCCUCACUACGUUGCGGCACAAAAUCGAGGAGAGGCAGCAACAGAUCCAGAGCGAACAAGAAGUGACGAGUCCGCGCCAGGAGCAGCAGAACCACACAGACACAGGUUACUCCACAAAGCAGAAGAGUAAUGGAGCCGAAAAGGGAGACGCUGCAAGAUCUCCGCAGGGAUACGCUCAAGCCGCUCACCCAGACUCCAGUCUCCGUAUACAGCUGGCAGAGAAGGAGCGGGCGCUGAUGGCCUCCCAGGAAACCAUUCAGAUAUUACAGGCAAAGCUGCGGAGAAUGGAACAGCUGCUGCACCUGAAGAACGUCCGUAUAGAUGACCUGAGCCGCCGCCUGCAGGAGGCAGAGAGGAAGUGACCCCCAGGGGCCCGGCCCUCCCCCUGCCCCCGCCCUGUACAGCUCCUGCCUCACUAUCUUUAUAUAAA